This is a messenger RNA of Acaulospora morrowiae, 2322 nucleotides long. The record is from the annotation of a GenBank genome assembly. Lineage: Eukaryota; Fungi; Glomeromycota; Glomeromycetes; Diversisporales; Acaulosporaceae.
GUGUUAUGUGUUGCCGAGAAACCAUCAAUUGCAAAAUCUGUAGCGCAAAUCUUGUCUUCUGGACAACCAACCAUUGUAAGAGAAAUGCUUACAUAUUAUAAGAAUUUUACCACUUUAGUGAUAUUAACAGAGAAUUCCAAAAUUCAGCGUUUUACAGGCAGCAAAUAUGUCAGAAAUUAUGACUUUAGUUGCAAGCUUCGUGGAAAUCAAUCGGUUAGAGUCACGAUGACAGCUGUUCUUGGACAUCUGUUGUCAAGCGAUUUUUCUUCCGAAUAUAAAUUAUGGGAUAAAGUAUCUCCUCUGACACUGUUUGAAGCGCCAAUCGUAAAAUUUGUAACAAAGGAUAACGAAGUCGUACGCAAAAAUAUUAUGACUGAGGCGCGUUCAUCCGUUGAAGUAAUGAUAUGGACGGAUUGUGAUCGUGAAGGUGAAAAUAUUGGCGCAGAAAUUGUUGAAAUAUGUCGUGAGUCAAACCCAAGUAUAAAGGUGACAAGAGCAAAAUUCUCUGCUGUAAUACCCCAACAAAUACAUCAUGCAUGGCAAACACCUACAGACUUGGAUUAUCGACAAUCAAAUGCAGUCGACGCUAGGAUGGAACUUGACUUGCGUGUUGGAGCUGCUUUUACUCGAUCACAGACAUUAGCCCUUAGAAAUCUUUUUCCGGAACUCAGUAACAACGUGAUCAGCUACGGUCCUUGUCAAUUUCCAACUUUAGGUUUUGUUGUUGACCAAUACUUCAAAGUUCAAAAUUUUGUUGCCGAGACUUUUUGGAAGAUCUAUGUGGCACUAGAGAAGGAUGGCGAUGUUGUUGAAUUUAAUUGGGAAAGACGUUGCUUAUUUGAUCGUCUGACAUGCUUGGUAAUUUAUGAGCAAUGCGUGGAGAAUCCCUUAGCAACGGUUGUUAAGGUGACGUCUAAAGAGGUAAAAAAAUGGAAACCAUGUCCAUUAACUACAGUUGAACUCUUGAAAGUCGGUUCACGAAGUUUACACAUUGCGUCUGACCGAGUUAUGAGUAUUGCCGAGAAUCUGUAUAAUAAAGGUUACAUAAGUUACCCAAGGACCGAAACUGAUCAAUUUAACAAGCAAUUUGAUUUCAAUGCUUUAAUAAAAGAGCAGGAAAAAGAUCUACAAUGGGGGGACUUUGCAAAAAAACUUUUGGACGGUGGAUUCUGUUGGCCAAGGAAUGGAAAACAUGAUGACUUUGCACAUCCUCCGAUUCAUCCAACCACAUACACUUCUGAUUUGUCAGGUGACGACAAAAAAAUAUACGAAUUCAUUGUAAGACGUUUUUUGGCAUGUUGCGCCGACAAUGCUAUAGGAAAUGAAACAAGUGUAGAGAUUAAAAUAUGGGAAGAAACCUUUACCGUCAAAGGUCUUGUGGUAUUGGCUAGGAAUUACUUGGAUGUUUAUCCGUAUGAUAAAUGGAAUGAAUGUAAUUUACCAAAUUUUCAGCAAAAUGAGACGUUUAUCCCAACAAUAUGUGAAAUGCGCGAAGGAUAUACAACUCCUCCAGAAUGUUUGACGGAGGCUGAUUUGAUUAGUAUCAUGGAUCAAAAUGGAAUUGGUACCGACGCCACUAUUCAUGAACACAUCGCAAAAAUCAUAGAGCGUGACUACGCUAAAAAAGAACAAAGAGGCGGCAAGACAUAUAUAGUUCCGUUGAAAUUAGGUAUCGCGUUAGUUGAAGGGUAUGAUUCUAUUGGAUUUGAUUUGUCACUUUCUAAACCAUUUUUGAGAAGAGAAAUGGAAUCUAGCCUAAAAUUGGUCUGCGAAGGAAGACAACAAAAAGAGGAUGUGGUUAGGAAUAGUCUUACUAAGUAUAAGGAUAUGUUCAUCAAGACAAAUCAGAAUGCUGAAAAAUUGAUUAAGGUCAUAUCCAAAUAUUUACAAAUUGUCGAUGAAAUUAAUCUUGAAGUAUUCAGGAAUAUGUUGCUCGAAGAUCAUCCCGAACCAACUCGGCCCAUUCGAAAGUGCUUUAACUGUGCAAGACAACUAAUAAUAAAAUCAAAACAAAAUGGCGGAUGGAUGAUAGGUUGUCAAGGAUAUCCCCACUGUAACGCGGGCAUUAAAGUUUCAGAAGCGGUUUCCAAUAUUGUGGUUUCGUCGGAUAGAUGUGACCGCUGUUCGCAAACUCCAGGAAGUCUAUGUUUCAAAUUAAAAGCUAAGUUUGUCAAGAGUAAAAUUCCAUCUUGGAUUCCUGAGGAAUAUUUAGGAUGCGUCGGAGGCUGCGAUGAUUUCUUCAAUGAAUACUUUACACCCAUCAAGUCAAAUCCGGUGAAACGUAUGCCUCUUUCGUCCUUAAAUCAAAAUAGUCAAACUUCU